Molecule: messenger RNA, 2625 nt
Organism: Lates calcarifer (barramundi perch)
Lineage: Eukaryota; Metazoa; Chordata; Actinopteri; Centropomidae
Gene: prcp
Product: prolylcarboxypeptidase (angiotensinase C)
Biological process (GO): regulation of blood vessel endothelial cell migration; proteolysis; negative regulation of systemic arterial blood pressure
Molecular function (GO): serine-type exopeptidase activity; dipeptidyl-peptidase activity
Source: RefSeq, a predicted model, not a curated record
UAUACACCGUGGCAACACAAAGUGGAUUUUACACUCGAAACAACCUCGUUAGUGAUUUUGCGUUUCAAGCACAACAUCCUUGGCAUCAACGUGCACACAUAGAACUCGGACUCCCAUCAUCCCUUGCGUGUGUAUUUACAGUAGGAGCCGAUCUACUGUUUCUGCUGACUGCUAGCCGACUGCAGGCGAGUCUCACUUCCUUUCUUUGACGGGACAGGUCUCCUCUUCCCGGCCGAGAUCAUAUGGGACCUCGGUAUCAUGUGCUGAAGAACAGUUUGUUGUGAGCUGUGUUUGAGGGCAGCAGAAAUGAAGGCUGGAGGCAGGAACGAGAUUUUGGACAGAGCCGCAGCUGUCUGCAUCCUAACGCUGUGUUUUGGCUGCUUGCACGUGAUCGCCCUCAAAUCACAACUUUUUACCAGACUCGGUGGCUUACCGUCCUCCACUGAGUUCCCCAUCAACUAUAAAACACUCUACUUUGACCAGAAGAUUGAUCAUUUUGGAUUCUUGGAGGACGGCACCUUCAAACAGAGAUACCUGGUGGCAGACAAACACUGGAAGCAGCCCGAUGGACCCAUUUUGUUCUACACGGGCAAUGAAGGCGACAUCACCUGGUUCUGCAACAAUACUGGCUUCAUGUGGGAAAUUGCAGAGGAGUUUGGCGCCAUGCUGGUUUUUGCAGAACAUCGUUACUAUGGUGAAUCCCUGCCAUUUGGACAAGACUCUUACAGUGACAGCAAACACCUGAACUACCUGACCUCGGAGCAGGCUUUGGCAGAUUUUGCAGUACUGAUUCAAAACCUGAAGAACACUAUACCUAGAGCCGUGCACAGCCCUGUCAUCGCCAUUGGAGGUUCCUACGGAGGGAUGCUCGCUGCCUGGUUCAGGAUGAAAUACCCCAAUGUAGUUCUUGGAGCCUUGGCAGCCUCAGCACCAAUAUGGCAGUUCCCUGAUAUGGUGCCAUGUGGAGAUUUCUACAAAAUAGUAACACAGGACUUUGCCAGAAGUGGCCAUAACUGUGAUGCAAACAUUAGAAAGUCGUGGAAAGCUAUCAAUAACGUCACUUCCACUGCGUCUGGUCUUCAGUGGCUGUCAGAGGAAUUCAGUUUGUGUGCCCCUCUUAAAAGCGUGAUGGAUAUUGCCAUCUUCAAGAACUGGCUUCAGGAGACUUGGGUGAACCUGGCUAUGGUGGACUACCCCUACGAAGCUAAUUUCCUCCAGCCACUGCCUCCCUGGCCAAUCCAGGUGGUGUGCAAGUAUCUUGGUUUCGAUCCCACUGUGUCAGACUACCAGCUACUGCAUGGUGUCUCCCAAGCGGCAAAGGUCUACUAUAACUACACCGGAAGCUCUUCCUGUCUAAACAUAUCUCAGACAGCAACUGGCAGCCUCGGCCUUCUCGGCUGGUUUUACCAGGCCUGCACAGAGAUGGUGAUGCCCAUGUGCACAGAUGGUGUCCAGGACAUGUUUGAACCCGAGGAGUGGAACUUCCAGGCCUUCUCUGAUGAGUGUAAUGCAAUGUUUGGUGUCAGGCCACGAGCUGACUGGGCAGGCAUAGUGUACGGGGGGAAGGACAUCAUCGCUCACAGCAACAUUAUCUUCAGUAACGGAGGCCUUGAUCCGUGGUCGGCUGGUGGAGUGACUUACAACAUAACAGAUUCUCUCAUUUCCAUUAUGAUUCCUGACGGAGCCCAUCACCUGGACCUCCGCUACAGCAACGACAAUGACCCUCCUUCAGUCCGCGAGGCUCGAGCGUUAGAGGUGAAGUAUUUUAGGGAGUGGAUCAAUCACGCACCAAAGACACCCCGAACUGCACCAACCCCUUAGUCUCUAAAAGCAGCAAAAUGUUAGGGACGAGGAUGCUUAGGGUUUAGCUUUAAUUAGCAUGAUGUGGUAUCUCACAGGGUGCUCUCUCAGUCAUUUUGCCAAAGUGUGUCCUUUCAGUGUUGGAGAUGCUUUUUUAAACCUUAAAUUAAUACAUUUUUAUUUAAAAUUUUCACUCUUGAUUUCAGUAACAAUGUCAAUCAUUUAAGAGUUUUUUUUUUUGUUUUUUUAUUUUAAUUUCAAUCACAUAGCCAUGUUCAGUGCUGGAGUAUCAGAGUACAGUUUUCUUUGACACACUCCAUUUCCUUAUGCCAAGCUAUACAUUUCCAAGAGCUGGGAGACAGAAAGGUACUGUAUUAUGAGCAAGAAUGAGAUCUGUUUGUGAAGUAAAAGCAAUUGAUCACAAUGUAGUUCUGUAAAUAUCUUAGUUUGUUCAUGCUAUCACAUUAUCAUCAUCAAAAGACGCGAUCGUCCUCAUUUAGUUUUUUCUCACAUAUGAAGUUUGCCAAAACCCACUGAGGCCUCUCUGCUUCCGAGCUCAUGUUUUUUUUUUUCCUCAGUCAGUGCUGACAAUCAGGGCAACUGUUAUUCACAUCUUUGAUGUCAUAUUUGUCAUUAAGUGUGAUUGUUACAAAUUGAAACCCCUUAAGUUUUUUGUCAUCAUUCUUGGUGAUUAGCCAUUGUUGUCAUUCAGGUGUAUUUGUUCUUUCAAAAUGAGUAUACAUCGAAAUAUGCUUCUUAACACUUAAAUAAAUCUCAGGAGAAAAGUUUGGCACCAAAUAUAAAGAAAAUCCAUUUUUUGAAGAA